Molecule: messenger RNA, 2298 nt
Organism: Colossoma macropomum (tambaqui)
Lineage: Eukaryota; Metazoa; Chordata; Actinopteri; Characiformes; Serrasalmidae
Gene: trim55a
Product: tripartite motif containing 55a
Exons: 10
Coding region: 232-1608 (458 amino acids)
Molecular function (GO): zinc ion binding
Source: RefSeq, a predicted model, not a curated record
CACUCGGGCCGCGCACGCUCCAAGAGGAAAGGCUUCAGUGCUGGGGCGCCACAGGCAUCGGCAUUCUUCACACAGUUUUAUUUCUUUGUCAGAAACUAGUCCGUUGUCGCCGACAACGACAAGUUACAGGUGAAACCAAAAAACAGCCAGAACGCGUUUGUGUGUCUCCGCGCGGCUUACCGUGCGAAGAGUGUGUCUUUGGAGCGCUCGGCCUCAAAAAAGGAAGAAACCAUGGACAGCCUGGAGAAGCAGUUGAUCUGUCCAAUCUGCCUCGAGAUGUUCACCAAGCCGGUGGUGAUCUUACCGUGCCAGCACAAUCUCUGCCGGAAAUGUGCCAACGACAUAUUUCAGGCCUCUAAUCCCUAUCUGCCGACGCGUGGGGGUUCUACAGUAGGUUCUGGUGGCCGGUUCCGCUGCCCAUCCUGCAGGCACGAAGUAGUUCUAGACCGGCAUGGUGUGUAUGGACUGCAACGAAACUUGCUGGUAGAGAACAUCAUUGACAUGUACAAACAGGAGACCAUCAGCACCAGCAGUAAGGUGGAACCAGAGCAGAAGCCAGGUGUGUUGAUGUGCGAGGUACAUGAAGAUGAGAAGAUUAAUAUUUACUGUGUUACUUGUUCCGCUCCCACCUGCUCUCUGUGCAAAGUGUUUGGAGCUCAUCAGAACUGUGAAGUCGCUCCACUCAAUAAUGUCUACGAGAGUCAGAAGUUAGAGAUGUCAGAAAGUGUUGCAAUGCUAGUAGGAAACAAUGACAGAAUUCAAGCUAUCAUAACCCUGCUGGAGGAAAGCUGCAGAACUGUGGAGGAGAAUGGGCGAAGGCAGAAGUCCCAUGUGUGUGAGUCGUUUGAUCACCUAUAUGCACUAUUGGAGGAGAGAAAAGGAGAGCUAACUCUGAAAAUCAGCUCUGAACAGCAAGAGAAACUUGACUACAUAAAGGGACUACAGCGCAGGUACACAGACCACCUGGACAAAAGUACUAAACUGGUGGAGACAGGAAUCCAAACAAUGGAGGAACCUGAAAUGGCAGUCUUCCUGCAGACUGCCAAACCUCUGCUACAGAAGAUAGCAGAGAGCAGGAACACCUCUCAUUUAGAAAAGUUGGAGCGUGGCUAUGAGAAUAUGGAUCACUUCACUGCCAAUUUCCAGCCAGAGAGGAGAGCCAUCCUCAACAUUGAUUUCAUCAAAGAAGAGGAUGAGGCAGAGGAUGACGAUGACGAUGAUGAUGAUGAUGAUGAUGAAGAUGAUGGGCAGGGCAGGUCUCAAAGUCAGGCAUCUGGAGGAGUAAACCCCACCCCUGUCCAGCAGAAACCUAUCCUCUCUCCAGACUCCAUACCACCAGUACCCAGCACAUCUGCACAGAUACCACCUCCAGGUCCUGCCCAAACACUAAAUAUCAGCCCUACUCCAGGUCCUGCACAAACAACAAACAUCAAUACAGCACAGAAUACACCAUUGGCCACACCCGCUCCAAGCUCGGCCCACAACCCUCCAGCCACUACAACCACAGAGGCCUCCUCCAAUCCUGCUGGUGCAGUUAGUUCUCAGAGCACAGAUGAAGGACCACCCCGUCAUGUUUUCUCCUUUUCCUGGCUCAAUACACCCAAAUAACAUAACCUGACUGCCGGCCUGCCCAGGCUAGAUAGACUCUCUCAAGUUCUGCUUUGUUACUGGAAAAUCAGUGGAGACAAUGUGACAGAUUUUCUUUAUGACUUUAUUGUGUGUGUCUUUAAUUUUUUUCCCUCAAAUGAAGCUACACCAUGUGUGCACAUAAGAAUGUGCCAGUAAAAUAUUAUAUUUCAAAAGGAAGAAGAGUGUAUAUUUUAUUACUAUUAUAAUUAUUAUUAUUAUUAUUAUUAUGUAUCCAGUGGGGUCCAAAAAUGUGAGACUACUAGUGAAGAUGCUUCUAUUCUGCUAUACUUUCUAAUAUAGUACAAUGCUUUUUAUAUGAUCAGCGUAACAUUUAAGUGAAAAGUAGAACCUUUUUAAAUUCUAUGCAUUCAUGCAUUUCAGAAUUUCUUAGUAUUUGGUAUGUCUCCCUUUUGUUUCAGUGACAGUGUGCACUCAAGCUGGGCUCCACAAGUUUGUGCAAAAGCCAGAUCCACCCAAGAGAUUUAUCUCUUCCACUGAUUAUAAGCUUCAGUGGAAGAGAUAAGACUUAUUGAAUAUUUCUUCUUCAUUUUAUUGAUCAUAGUUUUUUGCUUUGUUUGAAUUGCUUUGUUUGAACUCUAAAACUUGCUCUUGUUUAUUUCCAGGUUGAAUUGAAAAAAAUCCACAUUUUCAGUGUGGUCUCAAACCCAC